Stereum hirsutum FP-91666 SS1 is the source of this 1908-nucleotide messenger RNA. RefSeq lists its product as uncharacterized. The record is from RefSeq and is a predicted model, not a curated record. Bases 1 to 1908 code for a protein of 635 amino acids. The transcript has 14 exons. NCBI's taxonomy places the organism in Eukaryota, Fungi, Basidiomycota, Agaricomycetes, Russulales, Stereaceae.
AUGCGCGCGUACAGCGCCCUCGACACAACCUCAACACUGAGGUCAACGAUCGACCAGCGCCCUCGACGAAACCUCGACACCGGGCCCCAAGAGCUUGAAGGCCGGUCCCCUGGGAUAGCGUCGACCUUGUCGUGGUCCAGGGGCUCUAGUACUUCUUCGGAGGGAAGCCAACAGACGCUUACUAACAGGGCGGUGCGUGUAAGUAAGCUCAAGACGAUCGACGCCCUUAUCAUCAACACUCGGGCACGACGACUUCAAUCAAACACGACAUCAACACCGAGCGGAGGCCUCUGGACGUCCUGGGCUCUCUGGGUCUGCUGGGUCUCUCGUGGGUCUCGUGAGCUUAAUCUCUGGGCUGCUGGGCUGAAGCUAGUCUUGCUAGAGCUAGGCGACAUCGACAUCGACCUCACGACCGAGCUCAAGCACGACUUCAACAUCGACCUCCCGAGCGAGAUCAAGCACGACAGCGACACCGAGCUCCAACGAGCUUCAAGACCGGUCCCCUGGGAUAGCGUCGACCUUGUCGUGUUUUAUUUCAGGUGCACGAGUGCGAGUAAGCUCAAGACGAUCGCCGCCCUGAGCAACAACACUCCGGCACGACGAUGGGUUCGGUCGACGACUCCAAUCAAGCACGACAUCAACACCGGGCGGCAGGACUUGGGGUAUCUUGGGCUGGGUCUCUGGGUCUACUGGGUCUCUCAGCUGGGCGACAUCGACCACACGAGCGAGCUCAAGCACGACUUCAACCUCGACCUCACGACCGAGCUCAAGUACGACAUCAACAUCGACCUCACGACCGAGCUCAAGCACGACCUCGACACCGGGCUUCAAGAGCGUCAAUGCCGGCCCCCUGGGAGAGCGUCGACCUUGUCGUGGUCCAGGGGCUCUAGUACCUCUUUGGAGGGAAGCCAACAGACGCUUACUGACAGGGCCGUGCGUGUCAGUAAGCUCAAGACGAUCGACGCCCUUAUCAUCAACACUCGGGCACGACGACGGGUUCGGUCGACGACUCCAAUCAAGCACGACACCAACACCGGGCGAUGGGAUCUAGGGUAUCUUGUUCUAGGUCUCUCGGCUGCUGGGCUGGGGCUAGGCUGUCUAGAGCUGGGCGACAUCGACAGGCUCACGAGCGAGCUCAAGCACGACACCGACAUCGAACUCACGACCGAGCUCAAGCACGACUUCGACAUCGAACUCACGACCGAGCUCAAGCACGACAUCGACACCGAGCUCCAAGCGCUUCAAGACCGGUCCCCUGGGAUAGCGUCGACCUUGUCGGGGUCCAGGGGCUCUAGUACCUCUUUGGAGGGAAGCCAACAGACGCUUACUGACAGUUUUAACAAGUUCUUUCGUGCGUGUAAGCUCAAGACGAUCGACGCCCUGAUCAUCAACAAUCGAGCACGACGACGAGGUAUCUUGGGCUGGGUUGCUGGGCUUGGGCUGGUCUCGCUGGAGCUAGGCGACAUCGACAGCGACCUCACGAGCGAGAUCAAGCACGACUUCAACAUCGACCUCACGACCGAGCUCAAGCACGACCUCGACACCGGGCUUCAAGAGCGUCAAUGCCGGUCCCCUGGGAUAGCGUCGACCUUGUCGUGGUCCAGGGGCUCUAGUACCUCUUUGGAGGGAAGCCAACAGACGCUUACUAACAGGGCGGUGCGUGUCAGCUUCUGGGCACUGGUCUUGCUACUUGGCGACAUCGACAUCGACCUCACGACCGAGCUCAAGAACGACUUCAACAUCGACCUCACGACCUCGCUCAAACACGACAUCGACACAGAGCUCCAAGCGCUUCAGCUUCAAGACCGGUCCCCUGGGAUAGCGUCGACCUUGUCGUGGUCCAGGGGCUUAGUACCUCUUCGGAGGGAAGCUAACAGACGCUCGCAAGAUUCUCUUAUAGGCGUCUGA